Molecule: messenger RNA, 2534 nt
Organism: Magallana angulata
Lineage: Eukaryota; Metazoa; Mollusca; Bivalvia; Ostreida; Ostreidae
Product: GPI-anchor transamidase-like
Exons: 10
Coding region: 70-1098 (342 amino acids)
Biological process (GO): protein localization to cell surface; attachment of GPI anchor to protein; proteolysis
Cellular component (GO): GPI-anchor transamidase complex
Molecular function (GO): GPI-anchor transamidase activity
Source: RefSeq, a predicted model, not a curated record
UAAAAAGUUUGUUAUUAUAAUAUAUUGCUUGCACUCGUUCGCGCAUUAAUAUUUUCGGAAAAAAUCAAUAUGGCUGCGCCCAUGGUCAACUUUUAUUUUCAGUUAAUAGCUUUUGCAUUUUUGCACCAGUGUGCAGGAACAAGUCCAGAGGAAUUCUUCAAAAGUGGACAUACAAAUAACUGGGCAGUACUUGUGGACACCUCUAGAUUUUGGUUUAAUUACCGACAUGUUGCCAAUGUUCUCUCCAUCUACAGAAGCUGUAAAAGACUUGGAAUACCUGAUAGUCGCAUUAUUUUGAUGGUGGCAGAUGACAUGGCAUGCAAUCCCAGAAAUCCCAGGCCUGCUACUGUUUUCAACAAUGCCAACAACCAGAUUAAUGUGUAUGGAGACGACGUAGAAGUGGACUAUCGUGGAUAUGAGGUAACAGUGGAAAACUUCAUUCGAGUUCUGACUGGCCGAUUGCCCCCUAGCACCCCAAGAAGUAAACGUCUGCUGUCUGAUGAACACUCCAAUGUUUUGGUGUAUAUGACAGGUCACGGAGGUGAUGGAUUUCUAAAAUUCCAAGAUGCAGAGGAAAUUUCCAAUGUUGAACUAGCAGAUGCUUUUGAACAAAUGUGGCAGAAGAGAAGAUACCAUGAGGUGUUUUUCAUGAUUGAUACAUGCCAGGCGGAGUCCAUGUUCCAGAAGUUCUACUCCCCCAACAUUCUAGCCGUGGCCAGCAGUAAAGUGGGAGAGGACUCGCUCUCACAUCACGUGGACCCAAGCAUUGGUGUGUAUGUCAUUGAUAGAUAUACAUAUUAUGCACUAGAAUUUUUGGAGACGGUCACUCCUGGCAGUAAGAAAACCAUGGGACAGUUUCUUGAGGUUUGUCCCAAAUACCAGUGCAUAUCAACAGUUGCUAAACGUACGGACCUGUUUAGGAGAGAUGUGAACAAGGUGCUACUGACAGACUUCUUUGGCAGCGUGAGGAACGUAGAACUCCUCCCAGACUCCAUUCAUCUUCAGAACACAACUCUCCGUACACACAGGGAAGAUUCAUCAGAUGUUAAAAGUGACAAACCUCUGAACUACGCACAACAGUUUCCCAUGCCAGUGUGACCAGGAGAAAAGAUUGUAGCCAAUCGAGAGUUCUUGAUCCAUAUGUUCUGAUAAAACAAAACUACCAACCAAUGCAAGUGUGUCCCCCAGGAUUUGGAACUAUGAAUGUACAAGUUAAAGGAUUUCACUGUUCUGUACUAAGGCCACAUUGGAAAGGAGUAAAACAGUGAUUUUUCACAUCAUUACAAUAGGAAAAGAUUGUUUCUAUUAGAAGAGUUUUAGCUAUGUAAAUAGUUGAGACUUGUUUUACAUGUAUUUAUUUUCCAUAGAAAGAAUCAAAACAUACAUGUUUGUAUUAACAUUGAAAUGUAGAUUAAUUCACUGACUGCAUGUGUUUUAUUGACAUUUUGUUCUAUGAUAAAAUUUGUUUAUCCAAUCAUUUUUUACAAGGAAUCAUUUUUGUGGCGUGCAAUUUUGUUCAGGUAAAAUAUAUUUUAACGUGUUUGUGAUACAUUUAGAAUUCUGCAUGUAUAAUUUGCAUAACAGUUACUGAUUUCGAUUUAGUCUAAAAUUUGGACUGUUGUGUUUGAUGUUUUGGAAGGUUUUAUGUGUAUUUGUUAUAAUUGUACAGCCACUUGCAAAAGGGAGACUAUACUGGUACUGCACCAGAUUCAAAGUCUGAUGAUUUCGGAAUGCCACAGCAUGGACUCAUCCUGAUUUGUUUGUCUUUUAACUUUUUGACCACAAAAUAGAAAACAAAAAAGAUUGUGACGAGCCCCAGUGGUUACAGCAUAGCUGUUGUGUAGGACAAUAGAUGCAUUCCAUUAUACACAGUCAUUUUUGUAUUCUUUAUAUUCACCAUGAUAUGACUAGAAAAUUACCACUCAGUGUUUGGAAAUUGUAUGAACAGUUAUUUAUUAUAUCAUGUGCAUAUAUAGUAUUAUGUGUAGUUCUAUAUGUAGAGUGUGUGUUUUUGAUGCGUGCAAUAUGCGACCUUUGUUUUUUGGGUUUUUUUUUUACAUUUUCUAUUUUGAUCUCUGAAGUUCAACAUUAAUUACAGUAGAAAAUUUGAAACAACAAGGUAUACAUGUUUAUACCUACUGUAGAGAUUUCCCGGAACAAGUCUAUAAGCAUUUUAAUUAAGUGAUUUGUAAUUUACUGUCUGUGUCUUUACAGUCUUAAAAAUAUUAUGACUAAUUCCAGUAAAUUUUAUUUUUAGAAAUUUCAAAGGACAUUGUACUAUGUAUGCUCUGGGAUAUUUUAAAUUGUUGAGAAAAUAGUACUUUACAUUUAUAAAAAUUUUAUGUCUUCUCUGAAGAUUGUAGGUACAUUUACAAUGUUUCUUUGAAUAUCCAAGAUCAAUAUCAAAUUACAUGUAUAUAACUGUAGUUAAUGGGUUUUUUUUUCAAAUCAUAAAAACCUGACCGUGCUGUUAGAUCUCUGUGUACAACUACAUUUAUAUGCAUUUUGAUUAAAUUAUCAAAUAAUCAUUUGAA